AUGACGGUUAAUGCAACAGCAACAUCAACUUCAAUUCUAAUUGGAUUUUUGGAAAUAUUAACACAUGAAAAUGAAUUCAGUUACAAGUUGACGGAACUGGCCAAUUGGAUUAAGGAAGAUCGUUAUUAUCAAUCAAUUCUCUAUAUGAGACACGAUGACAAGCAGGGAAAAGAUUACGAAGAAGCCUACAAUACGGAUAAAAUAUUGAAAUAUCUAAUGUGUGAAAGUAAUACACCCAUUAUGAAUCUAAAGGGUAAUACUUCAUAUUAUUUAUGGUAUAGAUAUAAUCGACGUUUCAUGGCUAUAGUACAUUUGAAUGGUAAGGAAAAAGAGGACCAGGAACUAUUGAUGACUUUAUGGAGAACACUGAAACGUAAUUUACUCACCAGAUUUAUAUUAUUGCUAAAGAAGACAAAAGAUGGGAAAUACAUUAAAAAUAUUUUAGAGUUUUGUUAUGAAAACAAAGUUAUCAAUGUUAUGGUUAUUAACAUAUCCCUACAAAAGGGCAAUACGCUUUACACUAUGGAAGCUUUUCCCGAAUUCAAAAUGAAAUUGGAAAAACUAAAGGAAAAGAAUACAACUGUUCUAUUUAUUGAUCAAAUAAAAAAUAUGCAAGGUGCUGCCAUAACUUUGAUUAUGCAUAAUGUCAGCACAAGUUGUUAUGUUUUGAGAGAGGAAAAUGAAACAUAUAUUUUGGGUGGUUUUGUGGGACAUUUCCUAAGUGAAUUUGCACGCAAGCAUAAUGCCACUCUAACAUUUCCCGAAAAUCAUGAAUUGGAUCAGGAAAUGUUUAUCAGUUUAAUGGAUGAAUUAGUGGAAAAUGGUACAUAUGAUGCCUCAACCGAACUUUCUAUAAAUUUUUAUGACACUAAUUUGGUUUAUACAAAGACCUAUGAUUAUUUGGACUGGUGUUUAAUGGUACCUCUGGAGAAAUCGGUACCGGCUUAUAGGUUUUAUAUAAUGGUGUUUGACACUCCCAGCAUGGUUAUGAUUGUAGUGGCUUUUAUAACAUUUUCCAUAGUCUUAGCUGUUACGUAUUUUGUUAAUCGUGAAGAGAUUGUUUUUCAAGAACUUCUAUUUAAUAUAAAUGUACUCAAUGGUCUUUUGGGUCAAUCAUUUAAGGGUGAACGCUAUUUCUCCGGGGUACGCAGUUUACUUUUUAUGUUAAUCUGCUUAUCCGGCUUGGUGUUCAAUACCACAUAUGUCACCUAUUUGCAAACCUUCAAUGCCAGACCUCCCAAGAAACAUGUUAUAAAUUCUUUGGAUGAUAUUAAAAAACUGGACAUGCGUAUUGCUUUGUUUGUGGAAGAAUAUGAUCUUUUAAGAGCUUUCGAUCCAGCAAAUGAAUUUACAACCCUUUUAAAAAUUAUUCCCUCCUAUAAAGAGUAUUAUGCUUUACGCAGUAGUUUUGAUCCACGUUAUGUCUAUCCAGUGCCCUCAGCUCAAUGGACCAUAUUCGAGCAACAGCAGAAAUUCUUUUCCAAACCUCGUUAUCGUAUGACUGAUAUUUGCAUUUUGAAAAUGUUUGGCAUGCAAUUGCCCUUACAGCCCAAUUCACCUUACGAGGAGGCCAUGAAUACUCUCAUCGGUCAAGUUAAUCAGGCUGGACUGGUAGCCUAUUGGAAAUCAUUGGCAUUUUUGGAAUUUGUUCAAUUAGACAGAAUCAGUUUAGAGGAUAAGAGCAGCAUAUCAACAUUUGAACCAAUGAAGUUGGAAGAUAUGAAAUUAUUAAUGUUUCUUUUUGUUGUUAUA
Molecule: messenger RNA, 1752 nt
Organism: Lucilia sericata (common green bottle fly)
Lineage: Eukaryota; Metazoa; Arthropoda; Insecta; Diptera; Calliphoridae
Exons: 1
Source: RefSeq, a predicted model, not a curated record